Messenger RNA from Durio zibethinus, 3082 nucleotides. Its product is annotated as BES1/BZR1 homolog protein 4-like. The record is from RefSeq and is a predicted model, not a curated record. Gene Ontology annotation, biological process: DNA-templated transcription; brassinosteroid mediated signaling pathway. Gene Ontology annotation, molecular function: DNA-binding transcription factor activity. NCBI's taxonomy places the organism in Eukaryota, Viridiplantae, Streptophyta, Magnoliopsida, Malvales, Malvaceae.
UAUCAAUUAUUAAUUCUACUAUAUAAAAUGGGUGGAAAUAUAAAUUAUUGUGGCAAACUUGUUAAAUCAAAGAAGACCAGGGGCAAUGAGAUAUAAUCAGUGCAGUUUUGGCUGACCACCUCGCAAAUCCAUGUUAAUUUACAAGCACUAAGCUUCUUAUUCAAGUCUUAUUUUUCUUCUUCCCGGUUUUUCAACUUUAACAACCCAAGCCCAAAACCAUUCCCUGUUUCCCAGUCGGUUUCCGUCCCCAUUAAUCCACCGAUCUUAAUCAAUCUCCAACGAAAUCUCAUCAACGCUGUCGUUUAAAUCUCUAGUCGUCGAUCUAAAGCCUUUAGAAACGAAAGAGUCCUUCUCCGAUCACUUACCUUUGCAGCGUAAAUUUCAUCAGUUUUAGCUCAUCUCCCCCAUAAUUCACCACAAGCCCAAUUAUUUUUUGUUUUUUUUCAUUAAUUUUUACUCAAAUCCUAUUCAAUUUUUUUAUUUUCCUUUUCUUUUUAACCAAACAAUAAAAUUUGCUAUAAAUUCAACAAAUCUUGCGUCCGUUUUUUCUUUGCUUUGAAAUGACAUCGGGGACGAGGCUGCCGACAUGGAAAGAAAGAGAAAACAACAAGCGUAGAGAGCGGCGGAGGAGAGCAAUAGCGGCGAAGAUCUUCUCCGGACUUCGGAUGUAUGGUAACUAUAAGCUUCCGAAGCACUGCGAUAACAACGAAGUUCUCAAAGCUGUUUGUAACGAAGCCGGCUGGACUGUCGAACCCGAUGGCACUACUUAUCGUAAGGGUUGCAAACCUGUGGAGCGCAUGGAUAUAGUAGGUGGAUCUGCAACAGUGAGCCCCUGUUCAUCUUACCACCCAAGCCCUCGUGCUUCUUACAACCCAAGCCCUGCGUCAUCCUCCUUUCCAAGCCCAGCUUCAUCUUCAUAUGUGGUUAAUCCCAAUGGUGAUGGGAAUUCUCUUCUCCCAUGGCUCAAAAACCUAUCAUCUGCAUCCUCAUCAGCAUCCUCUUCCAAGCUUCCCCAUAUAUAUAUUCAUGGUGGUUCCAUCAGUGCUCCUGUCACCCCUCCAUUGAGCUCACCAACUGCCCGAACCCCACGAAUCAAAGCUGACUGGGAGGACCAGUCAGCUCUUCCAGGUUGGAGUGCACAACAGCAUUCUUUCCUGCCUUCUUCAACUCCACCUAGCCCUGGUCGUCAGAUUGUUCCUGAUCCAGAAUGGUUUGCUGGGCUCCGAAUCCCUUAUAGUGGGCCAACUUCUCCUACAUUUAGUCUCGUCUCCUCAAACCCCUUUGGCUUCAAGGAGGAAGUUUUAGCUAGUGGGGGAUCCCACAUGUGGACUCCGGGGCAAAGCGGGACAUGCUCUCCUGCAAUAGCUGCUGGAUUAGAUCAUACCGCUGAUGUUCCAAUGUCUGAAGUUAUUUCAGAUGAGUUUGCUUUUGGAAGCAAUGCAACAGGGCUAGUAAAGCCAUGGGAAGGAGAGAGGAUUCAUGAAGAAUGUGGAUCAGAUGACCUAGAGCUCACUCUUGGCAGUUCCAGGACUAGGUGAGUUUGUAAGCAUAUUGAAUAGAUAGCUUAUGCCCACUACAUUUUUACUUGUGUCACAUUGUCCUGCAGAUAGGGCUAUCUGUGUGAAAAAGUUCUGGUGUCCUCGUAUUAUGAACUUGAUUCCAUAUCUAUGCUCCCAGACAUAAGGAACAAAAAGGGAUCAAGGUGAGCAUGAGCAGUUGCUUUCUUGUUUUAGUUUUUAUUUAAUUUUUGAAAAUUUGCUUCCAAAAUAUAUAUAUAGUUAGUUCUUCCCGAGGUGGUUUCAUAGCCUCGCGACCAGACCUAGAUUUAAAUCUUAAUUUUGCUGAAAAGAACUGUCAUACUUGUAUGAUUGUUGUCUUGUCUUUAAGUUAGGUUUGCCAUUGGAAGAAAUGCCUCAAUGACUGGUCAAUUCUACUGUUUCUCAAUGGCCAAACCUUUUUUGUGAAAAUCAGGAUAGCUUGGACUUUUAUUACCAUUUCCUUUUGUACAUACUUGACAUUAUCAUGUUGUCAUGCUCCAAUAUCAAAGUCCACUUCUUUUGGUUUUUUAUUUGAUUAUUUUCAGUACUUUACUUUCUUGUUCUAUUGACAUAUUGGGGGGGGCCUAAUUCCCAACAGAUUUGUUUGGUUAGUGUUUUAAAGAAAGUAGCACAUUCGAGACGAGGACAAUUGUUGUGGACCAGACCACAAUGACUUUUGCUAAUGAAACUCUUGAAAUUUAGAUUGGGGCUACAGCCUAUAGGGUUCUUGACUUCAUGGUCUGUUGGCAUGAGGUUCAUCCAAAAUCAUUGGGGAAUAUGGCCCCCCAUUUCCCCUUUUCCACUUAGCAAAAUUCAGCCAAUGCUGUUUAAUCAAUGGAAAAUGUGGGGUGAAAAAUCCACUACCUGCUUGUCAUGUUGGUUCAACCAUCAAUUUUAGCAGCUGUUGCAGUUUUGGUAGUAUGCUGGUGAGCUUGACAUAAAUGGUUUUAGCAAACAAAAGAGUUGCGACCCAUACUCGAGUGUUAUGAUUUCUUAGUUUGGUUAAUUUUUCUUUUUCUUUUUUGGUUUCCAAUAUAACCAAAUAAAUUUGUCACAAUUGGUUUAUUAUGCGAUAUUGGUUAUUGGUAGCUCUGCCUAUCAAGCUGAUGAUGAUCUUUGCCAUAUUAUAGAGAAAAACAAGAGCAAUUUGAUUUUGAUCUUUUCAAAAUUUUAUGGGAUGAUGUCUAACUUCAUUAUUUUAUUAGGAAUAUCUCUGCGUUGUAAUAUUCCAAUCGUAAAAUAUGUCUUUCAAGAGCAAUGCAAUGGAGCUUUAACUUGCGAAUUGAAAUACUUAUAAAUAUAGAAUAUAGACUUAAUAAAUUACAUAUUUAAAAGAAAACCUAAUGAAUUACAGCAAUUUAAUUUGCAAUUUUAAUGUUUAAAUUUUAGAUUAAUCAUAAAAUUAUAACUUCUAUGAAAUUCAAAUGACUCUAGAAUACAUAUAAUGACAUAACACAAUAAAUCAAUUUAAACUAUGAAAAUAAACAUACAAGUAAUAUGAUCUUGAUGUAUAGAAUUAUUGAUAAGAUACGAUAAUUAAUUUA